Messenger RNA from Amaranthus tricolor (Joseph's coat), 4476 nucleotides. RefSeq lists its product as uncharacterized. Lineage: Eukaryota; Viridiplantae; Streptophyta; Magnoliopsida; Caryophyllales; Amaranthaceae. Gene Ontology annotation, molecular function: zinc ion binding; nucleic acid binding. The transcript has 2 exons. The coding region runs from base 1881 to 4283 and encodes 800 amino acids. The record is from RefSeq and is a predicted model, not a curated record.
AGGGCUUGUAUGACAUCGUUCCUUUCAAAUCCUAGCUCAACAAGCCUUGCAACUUUGGCAUCAAAAUCAGAACCCUAAAGCGAGAGAACAUCGAGUAAAUAUAGCGAAAAUUAGUGCAGCAUCCUGGGCCGUGCAAAUGGCAUAUGAUCAUGGAUGAAAGGAUGUGUGAUCUUUGAGGGUGAUGCAAAAAUGGUCAUUGAAGCUCUCAAAUAUAAAGAUUUCACAAACAUGUCCUAGUGGAAUUUUGCUUUCAUUUUAUUUCACAGAAAACAAUGGCGUAGCUUAUAAAUUAGCCCGUUAAUGAGGUGUGGUUAGAUGGCGGACCUACUUGGAUCGCAUAUAUUCUACUCCUAUGGUGCAACUAUAAAAUUUUGGGAGAUUCCACGAAGUUAUCAUGAAUUUUUGGAACAAAUAUACCUUUUGCAUAUGAUCAGCACACUGGGAACAAUGAAGACUUAAGCAUUGAGGAACAGCAUACUGAACCUAGACCAGCUCAAGUUAAGGAAGCUAAUGUACAAAGAGCUGAGGAUCAGUUACUCAAUACUAUGAACAUACAUAAUCCAGCCUUGAAGAAAGUAUACAUAGUCCUGUAUCAGAAGAUAAUGAACAGCUGGGUGUUCCCAAACGCUGACAGAAGAUAAGGAACAGCUGGGUGUUCCUAAAUCCUGACAGUAGAAUUAUCACGCUCUAUUUUAAGACGUCUAAUAUGACCGUUAGAAGUUAGGCGCCUUAUAUUUGAUUGUAAGCCGUUAAAGGAUGAAAGCCAAUUCUAUAAAUAAGGCUCUCCUCCACUUUGUAACAGACACAUAUUAUUCAGUUUUAAUUCAUCUACGAUUCUAGUAAUCAUUCAGAGAACAAGUUGUUCGUUUCUGUUUGCCAUUUUCUGUUUGAGAGGUUGAGUGUAUCAAGCCUUCACAGAUUCAUACUUCUCCAAGAUCACGUUGAUCAUUGCGAGAAUUGUGAGGAUUAAGGCCUUGCAUUCCUUAGGGGAAUCAGUGUCUUCUUCCAGGAUAAGUAAUCAUUAAAGAUUACUUAGAAUUCAUCAUAAAAUCGGCCAGUUGACCGAGAAAUCGGUCCGUCCUUGACUGUCUGGUUAUUAAGUGAUUGAACAAGUUAAUCAUAAUCGAUCUUCCGCUGCAAACUUGUUCCAACUUGGUAUCAGAGCCGUGUUCUGAAUAGGGACACGAAGUUAGGUUACAAAGGAAGCUAGGUAAUUGGUAAUUUCGCGUUUUCUGAAAAGGGAAAUCGGAAAAUCAGGUAUUUGUUCGCAUUUUGUUUCAAUCGGUAAUCACAGGUAUAAAUUCAAUUCUUCCUUGAUAUUAAAUUCUGUGUUAAAGAUUGUAGAAUUCGAUUUAAUCAUCACACGCAUUUGAUUGAAGGAAAGAUUUCUGAAAUCUAAUUUUAUUAUCAUUGCUUGCAUGUAAAAUUGUUAUCUGGUAAUCGAAUUUUUGAGUUUUCGCUUAAAUUGAUUCCUAUAAUUCCAUUUUGACUGUUUGAUUGUGGAUACCGAUAAGAAUUUAACAAGCAUUUUUUUGCAAAUUUCUGAACAUUACGUUUCUUUUGAAAAUUUUGGUAUAUACAAUCUGAUUCUUGAAUAUCACUCUGUAAAAUUAGGGUCGUGUAUCUGUGCAUUCAUUGUUGUUACUGAAAAUUUGUUGAUUGGGAAAGUUUCUUGCAAAGAUUGUGGCUGGUGAUUAUCUGAAUUGUGCUUUUGUUUUGGUCUCUGGAGAUAUUGUUGUGGAAAUCUUCUUGCAGGUUCUGAAUAUUAGUUGCCUUACCAUUGUCUUGUUUGUGAAGAACUUGAAAAACAUGGAUGUGGAUGAGAAAAUAGAAACCCUUACCAAUUUACUCCAACAUUAGCUGUUACAGUAGCCAAUAACAUGGGGAACCAAGGGGAUAGACCUCAACAGCACCCACAAUACCAUAGGAACAAUGAGGAUAAAACUUUGAAGAUUGACUUACCUAGUUUUGAUGGACACUCUCCAGACCCAGAGGUGUACCUGGAGUGGGAAGCCAAUAUGGAAAGAUACUUUGACUUUAAGGACACCACACCUGAACAACAAUUUAAGCUAGCUAAGAUUAAACUGACCAUGCUUGCUGCUACAUGGUUAGAAGGAGUGCAGAAGCAAAGAAGGAGGGAGGAUAGAGAAAGAAUCAGUACAUGGGAAAAACUGAGGAAACACUUAAGGAGGAAGUAUGUCCCACGCAAUUAUAGACAGCAGCUAUGCAUACAAUGGGGAACAUUAAGACAAGAAAAUAGAACUGUGUCUGAGUAUAUCCAAGAAUGGGAACGGUUAUCUGUUGUUUGUUACACUAAUGAGACUGAGGAGAAGAAGAUUGGGAAGUUUAUAGGUGGCUUAAGGGAAGACUUGAGGAAAAAAUUAGAGUUGACCCCAAACCUUACCUUCAGCCUAGCUUAUAGCAAUGCCCUCACUUUAGAGAAAUAUUCUAAGAAGAAACCCAGCACAGACCACCCAAGAAGUGUUACAGCACCAACACAUAUUGUCACUCAGACUACUGCACCAGAUAAGAUUCCACCCUUGAUCAACACUACCAAAGAUAGGGACCCUAGGGACUUGAAGGGGGUAGUUUGUUUCAAAUGCCAUGGACAUGGUCACAUAAAGAAUCAGUGUCCCAAUGCUAGAGCCUUCACUGUGCAGGAGUGGGCAGCAAUUAGGGAAGUAGGCAAACCUAGGGCUAUGUUAGUCAGUAGGAAUUGGGAGGAAGAGGUAGUUUGGCCUUCCACAUCUAAGGAGGAUCCUGAUGGUUCAUAUUUUGUGAAUGAUGAAGGAGUUUUAGAGACUUUUGAAGGAACUGAGAGCAGUGAGGAGGAAGAAAACAGAGAGGAAGUCUACCCUGAACCAGAUAUGCAAAAUUUGUUAAUUAGAAGGAACUUUCAUGCUACACCAAGGAUCAAAUCCAAUGAUCAAAGAGAGAAAAUCUUCCAAACCAAAUGUAAAAUUAAGAACAAAGUUUGUGACUUAAUCAUAGAUGGGGGGAGUGAAACUAAUUGUGUUAGCAAGGAUUUAGUUCAGACCUUGGAUUUAGAAACUAAGCCACACCCAAACCCUUAUAAGCUGAAAUGGUUGGAUAGCAAGGCCAGUGGGUUUGUGAAGAAGAGAUGCUUAAUCCAGUUUGCUAUAGGGUCUUUCAAAGAUAAAGUGCUUUGUGAUGUGUUAAAUAUGACUGCCUGUCAUGUGCUCUUAGGUAGACCCUGGCAGCAUGACAAAAGGACCUUACAUAAUGGCUACACUAAUGUUUAUACCUUGAGACAUGAGGGGAAAUUGAAGGCCCUUACGCCCCUGCCACCUCAUAGAACUGUGCCUCCACAGAAGACAGCAGGUAGUAAGCCCACUUUGUCUUCACAAGAAGCAACAGGUAGUAUGUCUUUGUUCAGCAAGAAGGUCAGACAGAAGAAUAAUCACUUAGAUGUUGGGAAUAUUGAACAGUCUACUGACAAUUCAGACCAUGAGUCCAUUAGACAUACUUGGGAACAGAAUAAACUUAAUGCCAAACGUACUAAGUGGCUUGAGUUCAUGCAAAGUUUUAAUCUUGCUGCUAAGCAUAAGAAUGGUAAACCUAAAGUAGUGACAGACACAUUAAGAAAGACAACACACUUACUAGCUCUACCAAAUGCUAAGGCUUUGGGGAACAAUAUGAUUGAGGGACAGUAUCAAACUGACCCAAAUUUCAGAACUGUAUACACAGGGGUUGAAGGUGUAUAUGGAAUAAAUGCUAUAUUAUCUGUAUCACUAAUUGCUUUUUCUUUGCAUUACAGAACACAUGGAGAUGCUACACAACACACUGAACAAAUGAGGAGCAUCAAUAAGAAAAUGCAAAGGAACACUGAGAAGACUACCACUAUAUAUCAACAGGAGGUCAACAAGCACCCCUCAGCUGCACCAGAGCUCCAGAUUAGGGAUAAUACUUUCAAGACAAAUUUGCUAGAGCAAAAUGGAGUCCCUCCCAUAUUCAACAUAAGGGAUCUGCAACCAUACUAUGCUGAUUCUGAAUUGAGGACAAUUCGAACUGAAGAAGGAGGGAAUGGAACAAAUAUACCUUUUGCAUAUGAUCAGAACACUGGAAACAAUGAAGACUUAAGCAUUGAGGAACAGCAUACUGAACCUAGACCAGCUCAAGUUAAGGAAGCUAAUGUACAAAGAGCUGAGGAUCAGUUACUCAAUACUAUGAACAUACAUAAUCCAGCCUUGAAGAAAGUAUACAUAGUCCUGUAUCAGAAGAUAAUGAACAGCUGGGUGUUCCCAAACGCUGACAGAAGAUAAGGAACAGCUGGGUGUUCCUAAAUCCUGACAGUAGAAUUAUCACGCUCUAUUUUAAGACGUCUAAUAUGACCGUUAGAAGUUAGGCGCCUUAUUCUUGAUUGUAAGCCGUUAAAGGAUGAAAGCCAAUUCUAUAAAUAAGGCUCUUCUCCACUUUGUAACAGACACAUAUUAUUCAGUUUUAAUUCAUCUACGA